Messenger RNA from Cantharellus anzutake, 1482 nucleotides. RefSeq lists its product as uncharacterized. Bases 82 to 1482 code for a protein of 466 amino acids. The transcript is spliced from 8 exons. Lineage: Eukaryota; Fungi; Basidiomycota; Agaricomycetes; Cantharellales; Hydnaceae. The record is from RefSeq and is a predicted model, not a curated record.
AUUCCACUUAUCAGGGCCAGUUAUCAUGUCACUGUGAUCGACCUUCAAUGCCAUCUCCCCAGUCCGAUCCUCACUUUCUCAAUGUCGAUCUACCACACAAACCUCUUGUGGACCCGCUCUGGAUUCCUCCGAGGAGUUGAAUCGGGAUUUGGAGGUGGAAUCGACCCUUGGUUGGCUCCGGAAUGGUGUCGGCAUCAACUUGAAAGGGGACGUUCGGGGAGCGGAAUUAUAUAUGCGAUCUGGGUACCAGCUUUAGGAUACAUGGCUACGCAACAGGAGAUGGAACGAGAGAAAACUCUCAUAAUGUCCUCCCCUCUGAAAAACACGUCCAAUAACGCAUCUGACGCGUCCAGUGAUACACCUAAUGCUUCCAUCCUCCACUUGAAUGCCAAUUUCACGGACGGAAUCACGGUGUUGACAACAGCGCCUGCGGCAAAUGACUUUUUGGGAGAAAAAACUGGUCCAUUUGCAGACCUAAGGGCACUUGUCAAGAAACACACUACAAUGGCCCACAGGGCCAGCUUUCAGCCACUUCCCUCCCUGGAAAACGUAGUUCGGGAUGUUGCACAGCACCUGUGGGGACAUACACUCCCCAAAACUAUUGGAACAAUUGGCAACAUAUUUGACGCCAUCUCACUGACAAAUGACUUAAGUUUCGAAAUAUUCCUAGAGACAUGCAUUGCCGCAUAUGCAAAGAAACGUGGCAAGUCACCUCAGGAGGCCAUGGAAUGUUUCCGUUCACAUGUUCCGACUGGGAAAGAUAGCUCAGAGGCAGGAAGCCUUCGUAAGGCAGAGCAAUUGAAGAUCGAAGAGAAAUACCCUGAGAGGGCCAAUGAAGCAAAGGCUUUUUAUGACAAGUUGCUCGUGCAUUAUGGGGAUGCAAUCCUACCAAAAGACGAGAGGGAAAGACGAUCUGAAAAGGGCUUCUACUUGCUACAAAAGCUGACUGGCAGAUACGCUGCUCAGGCUUCCACGCUCAGCUUGAUUUACCCUGUUGGCAUUGCACUUGUGGGCUUCACUUCCGAUGAAGCAGUGCCACCACAAGAGUCAACCAUUGCGUUCACCAGUUCACCAUUCAUCGCUGAACUAGUGAAAACAUUGGGAUUACCCUUUACUCAACAGGCCGCGCAAAGUAUGAGGUCCCUGUAUGAUGGAGUAUCAGCAUUCAGCCCUUAUCAGCCCAAUGCUGCCAAACAAAAAGCUUUCCUCCAUCACCUUAGUGAUUUCAAGGCCCCUGUGAAGUCUGAGAAUGAGGAACAUAGUAUAUCGGGCCUUAUGAAGGCCAUCGUGCAACAUGCCAAAAAAACUGUCCAUUUUAAUGAUGACUUAGAGAGGCAUCCAGGUGGCAGCGACGUAUGUGUGAAGCCGAAGGCUAUAGAUGAGGAUAAUGUGGACUUUUAUACACCAGUGAUGAAAAACGAGGAUGGCUUCGCUAUUGAAAUCGACAAGGAGUUUGUAUGUCUUCAGGUUGAGCCUGGGUGA